AAGUUAGAGAUUACAAAUCAUGUUUUCAACACAUAUUCCAACUCCACCGACUAUGGGAAGUUUCUCAGUACUCCCACCGGAAGCAAGAAGGCUAGAAGGAAAAGUAGCACUAAUUACAGGUGGGGCUAGUGGCCUUGGUGCAGCCACUGCAAGACUAUUCUCCAAACAUGGAGCUAAAGUUGUAAUCGCAGACAUGCAAGAUGAAUUAGGUCACUCUGUAUGCAAAGAACUAAAUCCUCAAUCCACAACUUUUGUCCAUUGUGAUGUCACCAAAGAAACUGAUGUGGAAAAUGCUGUAAACCAUGCUGUUUCCACGUACGGCAAGCUAGACAUUAUGUAUAACAAUGCUGGUAUUGGUGGAGAAUCCAAAUUCAACAUCCUUGACAACACUCAGGCUGAUUUUGAGAAUGUGCUUAGAAUCAACGUAGUAGGUGCUUUUCUUGGUACCAAACAUGCAGCCCGUGUGAUGAUUCCAGCUCGCAAAGGAUGUAUAAUCAAUACUGCUAGCGUAUGCUCAAUCAUAGGAGCGGUUGCACCACAUGCCUACACAAGCUCAAAACAUGCUGUGGAUGGAUUAAUGAAAAAUACAGCAGUUGAGCUUGGACAUUUUGGCAUUCGUGUAAACAAUGUGUCACCCUACGUGGUUCUUACACCUUUGACAGUGGAUUUGUUUAAUCUAGAUGAGGGUGGAGUUGCCCGUCUUUAUGGCAACCUCAAGGAUAAAGAUCUCAAGCCAGAGGAUGUGGCUGACGCUGCACUCUUUCUUGCAAGUGAUGACUCAAAAUAUGUGAGUGGACAUAAUCUUGUCAUAGACGGAGGCUUCCACGUUUUGAAUUCGGGCUUCUCUAUGUAUCCACAAUAAAGAAUAAAAUGGGAAGUCUAAAUGCAUUGAAAAUUAAUGUUUGUGAGACUAUAGUAAAUUCUCUAUGUAUUAUUCGGUGCUUUUUAAAAAGACUUUAAAUAAAACUGGCAUCUUUACACGCACUAUAGUGGUGUUCAUAGGCUCUUCCUUUAUUUUAUAUAAUAAAUCAUAUGUAUUUCUUUAUUUUAAUUGUUUCAAUAAAGGAUUCUAAG
Quercus lobata is the source of this 1074-nucleotide messenger RNA. RefSeq names its product momilactone A synthase-like. NCBI's taxonomy places the organism in Eukaryota, Viridiplantae, Streptophyta, Magnoliopsida, Fagales, Fagaceae. The record is from RefSeq and is a predicted model, not a curated record. Bases 20 to 862 code for a protein of 280 amino acids. The transcript has 2 exons. Gene Ontology annotation, molecular function: oxidoreductase activity, acting on the CH-OH group of donors, NAD or NADP as acceptor.